AUUUGAGGGGCCGGGGCGUUGUGCCGUCCCGGUGGGAGCGGACCCGGCGCCCCCUCUUUCGGGCCUGCCCGGUGGUUGUUUCCGGAGGCGGGGACCGGCGCGGCGCGGGCCAGGCCGGUUCUCGGCUGCACGCGCAGCAGGAAGGAGAGGCGCUGCCGGGCCAUGCAGGCGGAGCGCGGCGGAGGCGGCGGCGGGCGGCCCAGGCGGGGAGGCUACAGGCAGGGCAGGAGGAGGCCCGGCGGCGGGGAUAGAGCAGCAGAAGGCGGCGGGGACGGACACAGCCGAGGAGGCGGGGGCCGCGGAAGAGGCGGCGCUCAUGGGCGCGGAGGAGGCGGGGGCCGAGGCAGGCGAGACCCUCGGAGCCGGGGGGCAGCGUCUCCCCCCCCUGCUCGCUACCACAGACGGGAGGAAGCUGCGUUGAAAAUGAUGAAAGGAACAUGUCUGAACAUGCAGGAUCUUCAGGCAGAUGAUGAUGAUGAUGAUGCUGAAUCACAAGAAGAAAAAAAGGAUGAACUGAGAGGCUAUUCAAAAAGAAAGAUAGUCUCCAACUGGAACCGUUAUGAAGGUGAAGAUGCUGAGAAAGAGGCACAAAAUGAAAGUGGAGAAUCUCAGAGAGGAACGGACUUCAGUGUUCUGCUUAGCUCAGCAGGAGAUUCCUUUACGCAGUUCCGAUUUGCGGAAGAAAAAGAAUGGGACACAGGAAGCAUAGGCCCUAAACAGCUAUCUGCACUUUACGUUGAUUGCCAGUCUUUGGUCCAGGCCCUUCAGGAGCUUCCUCUGCAUCUCAGGUUGAAUGUGGCUGCUGAAAUGGUGCAGGCAUCAACACCCACAGAACUCCCACAGAUAAAAUCUAAAAGUAUUGAAAACAGCAAGAGGAGAGUGACUCAGUUACAACCACCUUUGGGUCAAAGUGGAAUAGCAUCAAUCUCUGAUCCUGUUAGUGAUUCUGUUGUCCAUUUGAUGCCUUUAAGUAAAGAUGGACCGGGAACAACUUCUUCAGAAUCCUUUCAGAGAGGCUGUUCUGUGUCACAGCAAGAGGCAGAUAAUUUGGAUGAAGAACUAGAUUUACUGCUAAAUUUAGAUGCUCCUGUUCAUGUAGAAAACAACUUCCUGUCAGAAACCCACAACACGACAGCUGAGAGCAAUUUGAAAAUGGAAAAUGUUCCGCUCGAGUUAGAUGUGACUGAAGAAAUGAGUUCAGCAUCUGAACAGCAGAAAACUACAUCUAAAAACGUUACUGAGGAAGAGCUUGAAGAUUGGUUGGAUAGUAUGAUCUCCUAAAGCCCACAUUUCAUUGUCAUGCAAGUAAUUGAAAAAUAAAUGAACAUGGCAGAAGUUAAGUACAAAAUAUCAGUCUACAAGAAUUCACUGAACUAGCUGCUUCAUCUCAGUGAUUUAAUAUACUGAAUGCAUACUUUUAUUUCAGCCAAUAUCUGAAAUAACACAUUUGGAUAAAUUCUAAAUGAAUGUUAUCUAAGUGUUCUCUAAACAAAAAGGUCUAAAGUUACAAUUGUGUUCAUUAAGAAGGAUCUUGUAAUGAAAUUAGGAUUUUUUCAAAAACCUGUGCUUAUAAUGUAAGAUGCAAAAUAAUACACACUGACAGAGCAUUUGUUUCUACUUCUACUUGCUAUCUGUAGUUCCAAAAAUAAAAUAGUGUUAGUAAAUAUA
Chelonia mydas (Green sea turtle) is the source of this 1668-nucleotide messenger RNA. RefSeq names its product apoptosis and caspase activation inhibitor (gene AVEN). The record is from RefSeq and is a predicted model, not a curated record. The coding region runs from base 163 to 1281 and encodes 372 amino acids. NCBI's taxonomy places the organism in Eukaryota, Metazoa, Chordata, Testudines, Cheloniidae. Gene Ontology annotation, biological process: negative regulation of G2/M transition of mitotic cell cycle. The transcript has 7 exons.